UGACAUCCUCCAGCUUGAAGCGAUCCAAAGUCCUGUGUCCCCGGCCAUACAGCAAGAGGUCGCAGUCAAGAACCGCAAUAGAUUGCCAUAUGCAAUGGACACUGAUCUCAGUUCCCAGGACAGGAAGGACCUGGACAAGUUCAUCAAAUUUUUUGCUUUAAAGACAGUACAAGUGAUUGUCCAGGCCCGGCUCGGAGAGAAAAUCUGUACCCGAUCAUCAUCCUCCCCAACAGGCUCUGACUGGUUCAAUUUGGCAAUCAAAGACAUACCAGAGGUUACUCAUGAAGCAAAGAAGGCCCUGGCAGGGCAGCUGCCUGCCGUUGGACGGUCUAUGUGCGUGGAGAUUUCUCUCAAAACCUCAGAGGGGGACUCCAUGGAGCUGGAAAUCUGGUGCCUGGAAAUGAAUGAAAAGUGUGACAAAGAAAUAAAAGUUUCAUACACUGUAUACAACAGGCUGUCUCUACUGCUGAAGUCUUUGCUUGCUAUAACCAGGGUCACUCCAGCCUACAGACUCUCAAGGAAACAAGGCCAUGAAUAUGUAAUAUUGUACAGGAUAUAUUUUGGUGAAGUGCAGCUGAGUGGCUUGGGAGAAGGGUUCCAGACAGUCCGUGUUGGGACAGUGGGCACUCCUGUGGGCACCAUCACUUUGUCUUGUGCCUACAGAAUCAACCUUGCUUUCAUGUCAACCAGGCAGUUUGAGAGGACCCCUCCUAUCAUGGGGAUUAUCAUUGAUCACUUUGUGGACCGCCCCUAUCCCAGUUCUUCACCCAUGCAUCCCUGCAAUUACAGAGCUGGUGAGGACAGCGGUGCAGUAUACCCCUCAGUAGAAGAUUCCCAAGAAGUGUGUACCACAUCUUUUUCCACCUCUCCUCCAUCUCAGUGUGUUUUUACUGUCACAAAGGCACAUUUUCAGACCCCUCCUCCUGUGGUGACGGACACCUUGAAGGUCCCAGUGAUGGGACUGGCCUUUUCACAUCAACUUUCCAGCUCUCGUCUUUCUUAUCAGCCUGCUGCCCUGGGAGUUGGAUCAGCUGACAUGGGGUAUCCUGUACUCUUUGCUGGUGGCUUGAAUGCUGCACACCCUCACCAGUUGAUUGGUCCAGGCAAAGAAGGGGGAGUUCCCCUGAUUCCUAGCCAGCCAGCACAUGGCACUCAGGCUGACCAAGAGAGGAUGUGCACCCCACUGGAUGGAGUCCACUACUCAGCAGCUACUCCUUCUAGUAGCGAGGACACGGAGACCGUCUCCAACAGCAGCGAGGGGAAGUGUGGCUCCCCGCACGACCUCCUGGAGACCAUCUUUGUCCGGAAGGUGGGAGCUUUUGUCAACAAACCCAUCAACCAGGUGACCAUGGCCAACUUAGACAUUCCUUUUGCCAUGUUUGCUCCCAAGAAUGUUGAGCUGGAAGACAACGACCCCAUGGUUAAUCCUCCUGACUCCCCAGAAACUGAAUCUCCUCUGCAAGGCAGCUUACACUCAGAGGGCUCCAGUGGCAGCAGCACAGGGAACACCCAUGAUGACUUUGUUAUGAUUGACUUUAAACCAGCCUUUUCAAAAGAUGACAUUCUUCCAAUGGACCUGGGGACAUUCUACCGUGAGUUUCAGAACCCUCCUCAGCUCAGCAGCCUCUCUAUUGACAUUGGAGCACAGUCCAUGGCAGAGGACUUGGACUCCCUACCAGAGAAGCUGGCAGUCCAUGAGAAGAACGUCAAAGAGUUUGAUGCCUUUGUAGAAACCUUGCAGUGAGGCCAUCUCCAGGCUUGCUGCUCCAGCUCUUCCUUCUCAAGGCAUCGUGGAGAACGA
Dryobates pubescens (Downy woodpecker) is the source of this 1801-nucleotide messenger RNA. RefSeq names its product autophagy related 13 (gene ATG13). The coding region runs from base 95 to 1744 and encodes 549 amino acids. Gene Ontology annotation, cellular component: phagophore assembly site; Atg1/ULK1 kinase complex; cytosol. The record is from RefSeq and is a predicted model, not a curated record. NCBI's taxonomy places the organism in Eukaryota, Metazoa, Chordata, Aves, Piciformes, Picidae. Gene Ontology annotation, biological process: mitophagy; piecemeal microautophagy of the nucleus; autophagosome assembly. The transcript is spliced from 18 exons.